AUGCCUAGUAGUUCUUCAUCUUCGAAAUUCACCGAAUCUUUAAGUAUACAACCUUCAGGAUCUUAUGAUGUUUUAACAAAUCAAGUUAAACCAUCUAUUUCCCCUCUUGAUAAUAAUUCAAAUUCACUUAAUAACAACAUUGAAAAUGGUGAAAGUCUUUAUACAUCCGUAAAAUCUAUUACAUCAAAUGAUAAAGAAAUUUCUCCUCUCAUAAUUCCUAAAGAACCUCUUCCUUCUUCAAAUGUUUUUCUUGAAAUUUUAAAACCAAAACUUAAUCGUGUUCCAACUGGUCGUCGUCCUAUUAAAUAUCAAAAUCCUACUGAAGAAAUACCUGAAACUCCUACUCUACUUCAAAAAGAGAAAUUUAGAACUUCUGAAAUAAAAAAUGUUGAUUCUGAAAAAUUUAAGCAAAAAGAAUUUGAUGAUAAAUCUCUUAAUAAUUCUGGGUCUAAAUCAAAUUUAAGAGAAAAAGAUAAUGUACCAAUUGAACGAAUUCGUAAAGAUUCUAAAGCUAGUGAAUAUACGUCUGAUGAUUCUAAAGAUAUAAGGUCCCCUUAUGUAAGAGACGGUGAUAAAUCAAGUGAUUAUAGAGAAUUUGCCACUAGACCUAAUAGAAUCAGAGAAAAUGAAGAUGAUGAUAAUAAACCAUUACGUGGUCGGGCUAGAUCGAAAACAAAUGAUUUUGAAGAACGUGGACGUGCUAAAUCUAGAGCUCGUGAAACUGAUUUUGAAGAACGUGGACGCGCUAAAUCUCGAUCUCGUGAAACUGAUGAGCGAGAUGCUAAAUCAAGAACUCGUGAAGUUGAUGAACGUGGUCGUGCAAAAUCAAAAACUCGUGAAAUUGAUGAACGUGGUCGUGCAAAAUCGAGAACUCGUGAACCUGACGAAAGGAGUCGUGCUGUAUCUAGAUCGAGAGA
Messenger RNA from Dentiscutata heterogama, 917 nucleotides. The record is from the annotation of a GenBank genome assembly. NCBI's taxonomy places the organism in Eukaryota, Fungi, Glomeromycota, Glomeromycetes, Diversisporales, Gigasporaceae.